Messenger RNA from Theileria parva strain Muguga, 702 nucleotides. Its product is annotated as putative integral membrane protein. NCBI's taxonomy places the organism in Eukaryota, Apicomplexa, Aconoidasida, Piroplasmida, Theileriidae. Bases 1 to 702 code for a protein of 233 amino acids. The record is from RefSeq and is a predicted model, not a curated record. The transcript has a single exon.
AUGAAGCUUAUACCUGUAUUAAUAUUUGUAUCAAUAAAAUUGGCGUUUAGCACCAACUCGAUUUUGUUUGGACCCGGAUAUCCAAGUAGAUUUGCAUGCGUCUCAGAUGCGUACUCACUUGAGUCUUCACUUUACAAGUUACCGAAGGAGUUUGUAGAUAAGUAUAAUAAAGUUGCACUCGACGUUUCUAGAGUUGUGGAGCUCCCAGAGGAGGUUGGAAUUGACAGAGAAUUAGUUGAAAGUGGUCUAACUUUGUUCGACGAAAGCAAGGUUCUUAGAAAUGGUUUGGUAUAUACCUCAAUUGAGUACAGUCUCCAACGACAUAUUGCCAGGGAUUAUGUCUCCUCACAAAUGGUACUCGCCUCACUCAAUGGUUUGAAGACAAUUUCGUACAUCAGCAACGUUCUCAGAGCAUUCGCAAGGUCUAACAUAACCAAAUACAAUACAAAACUGACAGACGAGGCCAAGUAUGGACUUUGCUCGGCUUUUGUUUACGGCGAUGUUGCAGAUGCUUUGGACGAUUACAGAACCAAACAGCUCCAGAAAAUAAGGGCAGAAAACAAGAGAAUCACUCAUAACAUCAGUCAACUGGGAAGAGUCAAGAGCACUGGAAACAUGUGGCUGCUCACUGGAAGUGCCAUGGUUAACUGUAUCAACACACUGUUCGUAAUCAUGUCAAUGAUCGCCAUUUCAAUGAUUUAA